Messenger RNA from Perognathus longimembris pacificus (Pacific pocket mouse), 1566 nucleotides. RefSeq names its product testis specific 10 interacting protein (gene Tsga10ip). The record is from RefSeq and is a predicted model, not a curated record. Gene Ontology annotation, cellular component: photoreceptor connecting cilium; cilium; ciliary basal body. The transcript has 9 exons. Bases 1 to 1566 code for a protein of 521 amino acids. NCBI's taxonomy places the organism in Eukaryota, Metazoa, Chordata, Mammalia, Rodentia, Heteromyidae. Gene Ontology annotation, biological process: cilium organization.
AUGCAAAACUCCCAUCAACAGUUAGCCAGAGCCACUUCCGGGAGACCGAGGCAGGAUCUGCUGUCCCAGGCUCCAGAGAAAACCAAAGAGCUCAUCAAGUUUCUGUCCAGCCUCUCCCCCCAGGAUAGACGAGGCAGUGGUGAUGUCAUGUUGAGUUAUAAUGGAAUGAAGAGAUCUCAGAGUACAGGGCAGACUGCAAAGAAGGACCGUCGACCCCGGGGGAGGAACAAGAAAGGUCAAGGCUCCUCUAAGGGGCUCUUCCCUUCUCCUGCUCGGAAGCCCUCGUUCCCCUUCCAGUGGGCCUGGGAGAGCUACAUCGCUGAUGGCCUGGCUCUGCUCCAGCAGAGCUCCUCUGAGGCCACGAGCCACCAAUGCCGGUGGCCCUUGUCCUCGGGUGUCUCCAAGCUCAGGUCCAGGCACAAGUCUACAAUUAAUCUCCCAGAGGCCCUUGACUUCUGCCAGAAGAUGGAGGCUCAAGCGCCAGAGAGGAGGCGGCGACAGGCGACAUGGGGAGAAGGCCCCCGGCCUCCUGACAAAGCUGAGAACAAGGCUGACUCACGAUCGGAAUCCGAGGAGGAUGAGGAGGCCUCAGAGCCGGAAAGCUCUGGGGCGGAGGAGGCUGAAGAGGUCCCGAGCCCUAAGGAACGGCCCCAGCUCCACAGGAGAGACGCCAUCUUGGAUGAGGAACAGUUCUCAGAUACAUCAGAAGAGGCUGAAGUGGAGGCGCCUAACACCUCCCACAAGAAGAAGGGAAGCUCCAAGAGGAAGGAGCAGAACGCAGGAGAGGCCUUGGAAGAAGGGGACCUACAAGGCCAGAGCCACCAGAGGAGCACCAACUCCAGCAGCCUCCGCGGGCUGCCGAAGGGAAAGUUAAGGCCUAAGGACUUGGAGAGAUCCUGGGACCUGGAGAAGCUACACAAACAGUUACAGCAAGAGCUGGACAACGGCUCCCAGAAGCCCACCUGGAAGGCACUGCAGGCUGCUCUCCGGGCCUCCAAUAGGAAUGCAAAGGCCCACAGCUUGGGAGACGAUGAGACGCUCCUGUCUGCCAACCUCCCUAAUCGCACCUUCCACAAACGACAGGAAGCCACCAGAAGCCUGUUGCAGGCCUGGGAGCGGCAGCAGCAGGAGGAGCGGCAGCAGGCCGAGGUGCGGAGAGCCAGGGAGCAGCGCGUUCAGCACCAGGUGGCCCGCUGCCUGGCGGCCUAUGCACCCCAAAGGAGUAGAGGGGCCGGGGCUGCCCAGCACAAGCUGGAGGAGCUGAGGCGCCAGGAGCGACAGCGCUUUGCUGAGUACCAGGCUGAGCUGCAGAGCAUGCGGCACCGGGUGCAGGCCCGACCCUUCCUCUUCCAGCAGGCCAUGCAGGCCAAUGCUCGGCUCACUGUCACCCGGCGCUUCUCCCAGGUGCUGUCAGCCCUGGGUGUAGAUGAGGAGCAGCUGCUGGCUGAGGCAGAAAAGGGGCACAAAGAGGGCACCUCCCGGAAGUCCAGGAGCCAUCGGUCAACGGGGGUAAGAAUGAAGCCCUCUUCUCAGAGCUCCCCAAGGACAGAACCCAUCGAUGCCUAA